Thelazia callipaeda (thelaziosis nematode) is the source of this 1326-nucleotide messenger RNA. The record is from the annotation of a GenBank genome assembly. NCBI's taxonomy places the organism in Eukaryota, Metazoa, Nematoda, Chromadorea, Rhabditida, Thelaziidae.
AUGGCUCCGGUAACUGGUAGUAUUACCAAACUCGCUUUAAGCAAAAUUGGUAAUUUUGAAUGCUACAGUUGUAUUUCAGGAAUUAUUCAUACUAGUAAUCGAUCUGUAACAGCUACAGUUAAUAAUGCGCUGAAGAAAUCGCAGAAGACAGAAUUUGGUCGUUUGAAGGAUGAAGACCGGAUAUUCACUAAUCUUUAUGGGCAAUAUGAUUUCCAUUUGAAAUCAGCCAUGAAGCUUGGGGAUUGGUACAAAACGAAAGAAGUGUUAUUGAAAGGACAAGAUUGGAUCAUCAAGGAAAUGAAGGAAUCGGGGAUGAGAGGACGCGGUGGGGCUGGUUUUCCAACGGGUAUGAAAUGGAGCUUUAUGAAACGUCCUUUUGAUGACAGACCGAAGUACUUAUGUAUAAAUGCGGACGAAGGAGAACCGGGAACCUGUAAAGAUCGAGAGGCUGGACUCAUUGGUAAAAAUAGCUGUAAUUCAGGAUAUGAUUUUGAUGUCUUCGUGCAUCGUGGUGCAGGAGCAUACAUAUGUGGAGAAGAAACAGCUCUUAUCGAGUCAAUCGAAGGCAAGCAAGGUAAACCUCGUUUGAAACCACCUUUCCCAGCUGAUGUGGGUUUAUUUGGUUGUCCAACUACUGUGAAUAACAUUGAAACUAUCGCUUCUGCUCCUGCAAUUUGUAAACGUGGAGCUUCUUGGUAUUCUUCAUUUGGGCGCGAUCGAAAUCAUGGAACUAAGCUGUACUGUAUAUCGGGACAUGUCGUGAAUCCAUGUACUGUUGAAGAGGAAAUGUCAAUUCCGUUAAAAGAACUAAUCGAGCUUCAUUGUGGCGGGAUCAUUGGUGGAUGGGACAAUCUUUUAGCAAUUAUACCGGGUGGUUCAUCCGUCCCAUUAAUCCCUAAAAUUGUAUGCGAGACAGUUCUAAUGGAUUAUGAUGCUUUAAUCGAAGCACAAACUGGCUUGGGAACUGCUGCUGUAAUUGUCAUGAAUAAGCAAGUUGAUAUUGUCAAAUGCAUUGCUAGACUUUCGCAUUUUUAUCGACACGAGAGUUGUGGGCAGUGCACCCCCUGUCGAGAAGGAACUAAAUGGUUGAAUUCUGUAAUGUGGCGGUUAGUGAAAGGUCAGGCGCAGUCUGCUGAAAUUGAUAGUUUAUGGGAAAUAAGUAAACAAAUUGAAGCACAUACAAUUUGUGCUCUUGGUGAUGCAGCAGCAUGGCCUGUACAGGGUUUGAUCCGUCAUUUCCGUCCGGAGCUCGAACGGCGUAUAGCAGAGAAUAAUGCUAAAAAUAUUGUAGAGCAAAAACCACGUAUUGCCGGAAAUUUUGCAUAG